Molecule: messenger RNA, 1710 nt
Organism: Pediculus humanus corporis (human body louse)
Lineage: Eukaryota; Metazoa; Arthropoda; Insecta; Psocodea; Pediculidae
Product: ku P80 DNA helicase, putative
Exons: 10
Coding region: 1-1710 (569 amino acids)
Biological process (GO): DNA recombination; cellular response to X-ray; double-strand break repair via nonhomologous end joining
Cellular component (GO): Ku70:Ku80 complex; nucleus
Molecular function (GO): damaged DNA binding; double-stranded DNA binding; telomeric repeat DNA binding
Source: RefSeq, a predicted model, not a curated record
AUGGUGAAGAAAUCAUAUUACAAUUUUGGAAAAGGGUUUAUUCCAGAACAAGUAAUCAUUUGCUCGUUCGAAUCUGCAUUGAAGCAAUUGUGUUCGUUCACAAGAAAAUCCCGUAGGAAAACACCCUGGAAUUCCAUAUUGGAUAUAGGAGAUGUUAAAAUAAGCAUAUCAAUGUACAAAAAGACGGAUCCAAAAAAUUCGAAAAAAUUUGACACGAAAUAUUUAAAAUCAAACGAUGAUGAUGGUGAUGAUAAUCCAACGCAAAAUUAUGAACCAUCGCAAAAUUCUCAAACGGUACCUGUCGUAAGAGAUAAAAUACUCAAUUACAAACCUGAAUCUGUGAAAAAUAAAGAAUUGAUGGAUGUUGAAAUAAGUGAAGAUGAUACUAUCGAAGGUUAUCGUUACGGAACGACCGUUAUUCCAUAUUCAAGAGAUGAUAAAACAAUAAUGGAAUAUAAACCCGGACGUAAAUCGUUGAGCGUCAUCGGAUUUACAAACAUGUCAUCCGUUCCGUAUUAUUUACUAUCCGGAGAAUGUUCUUAUGUCGUCACGGGAAGAGAUAAAGACGAAAAUGCGGAAAUUGCUUUGUCGGCAAUCGUUCAAGCCAUGAAACAAAUGGAAUGCGUUGGAAUCGUUAGAAAAGUUUACAGCGAUGAUCGAGGGUUGUCAUUGGGUAUACUUUAUCCUUUCGUCGAAGAAAUUUAUUCGAACGAUAAUGAUGAUGAUGAUGGCGACGUUUUUUCUAAAGAAUGUCUUUUAUUUGUCGAAUUGGCUUUUCAAGAAGAAAUGAAAUCAAUAGAUUUUCCAUCCCUGGAAAAUUUGACGAAUAAUAUAACCAAGAAUCAGUUGGAUGCCAUCGACGAUUUGAUCGAUAGUAUGGAUUUAAUGAAUGCGGAAAAGGAUUUACGUGGGGAACCUUGCGAAGCAUUCGAUUUGUCAAAUUUACACGAUUUCAAAGAGCAAUUUUUUCAUUAUUGCGUCAUUCAAAAAGGAUUACAUCCGGAAAAACCUCUGCCGGAAACGGUUCCUCAUCAUAUAAAAAAUUACGUGAGGAUUCCCAAAUCGGUAGAAGAUAAAAUGAAGGGGCCGAUGAAGAAAAUAAAAGAAAAUUUCAAAAUAAUUAAAAUGAAAAGAGCGGAGGAAAAUUUGAAUGGGGAGAAGAAAGAAGGUGCGGAAUCGGAAGGAGGGCGAAAAAACGUCGGACGUCAUCAUUUCAAUUCGGAUGACGUCAGAAGGGAAAAAGAUUCGAUUAGGGGGAAAAUCAUGUCGUUGUUUGCCAAAUCUUUUCCUACGGAUAAUGAAUUGAACGAAUUGUUUCUGGAAAGUUCUGAGGGAACGAUUCCAAAGGAGGAUUCGAAUUUGUCGGAAAUUUUCAAAAAUGUUUAUUUAAACGUACGAAACCAGUACCUGAAUAAAAAUCCUGAUUAUUUCAAUUGGUGGAUACCGAAAUUUAAAAGUUACGCUUUCGCCGCUGGUGGGAUCGUUGAAAAAAUUUGGAAUGAUUUAGUUGCAGGUAAUACGGGUUUGAUAUCGGAGGAAGAAAACAUUAAUUCGAACGUAACGAAAAGUCAAGCAGAAGAUUUUUUACAUUCGCAACCAUCUACUACGAUUUCUUUGAAAUGCGAUGACGAUUCGGAAACCGUCGAUAAGACCCAACACGGAACGUCUCAAUCCGGCAUCGAAAAGGAGAUUUUUAUGGUUUCGCCGUAG